This is a messenger RNA of Trichobilharzia szidati, 1402 nucleotides long. The record is from the annotation of a GenBank genome assembly. NCBI's taxonomy places the organism in Eukaryota, Metazoa, Platyhelminthes, Trematoda, Strigeidida, Schistosomatidae.
AAAGAACAAGUUUAUGUUAUGGGUGGACAAUUGGUGAAUAGUGAUCAUAUACAAUAUGCUGACAUACUGAUUGAAGAUGGUAAAGUUGUUUCAACAGGUAAAAAUAUUCAAGUUGGAUCAGAUGCAUUAACAAUUGACGCCAGUGGUAUGUUAAUUAUGCCAGGUGGAAUUGAUAUGGCAACAUAUCUGGUACAAGAUGUUCAUUCAUUGGAUAAAGAAGCUUAUUUAAAUGUUACAAAAGAAGCCUUAAUCGGAGGAACAACAACAAUUGUUGAUACAAUUUUAUGUCCAAAAAGUUCAUCAGCUAUUGAACUUUUAACAAAGUAUAAAAGUACAAUGAAAGAUACAAAAUUAUGGUGUGAUAUUAUCAUACGAAUUGGUUUCUUAGAAAUUCAUGAAAGUCAAUUAAACGAAAUAGAUGAUUUAACUAGAAUUCAUGGAAUUAAUUCCUUUUUGUUUAUUAUUGAUCCAGCUGAAAUGAAUAAAACAAGCAAAGAUUCUGUGUUAAUUACAAAUCUGUUAACAGCACUAGAAAAGUGUAAAGAAUCCGGUUCAAUUGUAUUCAUUAAAUCAUAUUUGAAAACCUCAAAUUUGGAUAGCAAAGAUGAUUUGGAAUUAAAAUCAAUUGAAAAAAUCAUCUUCCUUGCUAAUACAGCCAAUUGUCCUGUUGUCAUUUCCUCGCCAAAUGGAUUGAAAACAAUAGAAGAAGUUAGUGAGGCAAGACGUCGGAUACCACCAGCACAUAUGACAGUCUGUUGUACGCCUAAUGCAUUACAACCGACAACGACAAGGGGACAGGUAAAUAACGAUCAUAUUUCUUUUUGUGAAGGUGUUCUUGAACAAGCUAUGAAAGACACUAAAGAAGAAGAUUUAUUCCUAAUGGUUGAAAUUGGUGAUCAGAAUGAAUGGAAUGAUGCCAAUAAUAAAUAUCGUACACACCCACUAUAUCAAGUGAAACAAUUACCCACUUUACUAUCUUUAUCAUUCUUACAAGGUCAAACACAAGUGGCUAGUCGCCUUGAAGGUGAACCGUGUUUAAAUUUAGAAAAUGUUCAAAAGCUAUUUAAAGGCAAUUAAUUAAUAAGAUAUAGACACAAUAAAAAUAAUUGACUGUCUGACGGACUGACUGACUGACUAAAUUGUCAGUUCCUUUUAUUUAAUGCAAUCCACUGCGCCUACCUGAUCUCUCAAUGUUGUGUGUGUUUGUGUGUUGCUAUUGCCUCUGUGAUCAUAUAUAUUUUUCUACCUUAUAGCUUAUGCAUUUUUUGUUAUUUUCUCUUAUUUGAUGUUACUACUUUGUUCUCUAUCACUUGUCGCUAACACAUUUUUUUUUCAGUUCUCAAUGAUAUUUAUUCAGUUGAUAACUAGAGCUUUUAAGCGUUACGAAAUAUAUUGUGUCAUC